Molecule: messenger RNA, 645 nt
Organism: Cylindrotheca closterium
Lineage: Eukaryota; Bacillariophyta; Bacillariophyceae; Bacillariales; Bacillariaceae
Source: the annotation of a GenBank genome assembly
AUGGAGUAUUCUUAUCAACAAUCCGUAUCAUCACAAAUGGAACAACGGGGAGGAGCCAUCUAUCGCCAAUCAAUCUUGACCAAUGAGGAAUUCAAAAUUGUCCAAAAGGAGCUAUCUACCUUGACCAACCGUUUGAAUGACGAGACGGCAUCAACGGUUGCCGUCCAUCGACAGGGAGCUAGACUGGCACCCAACAGUCAAACGUACAAGAUUCUCAAAUCGGGGAGUCUCUUUGACUACAUCCGAAAGGUUUCGGGCGAUGAUUCCAUGGUCCUUUCUACAAACUUGCCAGUGGAAGUCCGACUUUACGAAAAAGUUGGGGCCAGCAUGGCUUGGCACGAAGACGAUGUCUUGUACGAUCCACCCCAAGUGGAAGCUGUGAUUACCAUUGAAAACAAUUCGGAUUGUGUCACCAUGUGGAAAGAUGGAGAAAAAUUGCUCUCUCGUGAGACAGACCCAAACUCUGUGCUGCUGCUACAAGCCGGUGGGCCCUUGCAUUGUGUGACAUCCUUGAAACGGGGACGUCGGUUGAUUCUCAAGUGUGCUUAUCGCAGUGGGAAUGCAAGCUAUCGAGAAGGUAUCCACAAGGAGACAUUCGGGGUAUCGAAGUCAUCAAAGAGGAAGAAACAAAAGAGCAAACGAUAG